GGGGUCUACCUGGCUCUUCACUCAUUCACAUAAUCACUGGCGCGCAGGCAGCGCUGCAGGUGACGCUGAACGACCAAGAAUAAUAACUUGAAUUUGAUAUAGAAAGAACGAACAUCGAUCUAAAACAGAAAGAUAAUAAAGAAAGCUUGUUUAAGAGAGUGGUGAUUAUUGUGAGGAAAUUGAGUGUCAACAUGUUUUACUGGAGUGACUCCCAGCGCUUGUGAGUGGAGCAUCAGUGUUAAUCGUAGCAUGUGUUGCUGGAGUGGAUCCCAGCACCUGUGAGUGGAACACCACUGUUCACCGUCGUGGCUCUCACCAUGAUUGGGAGAUCUCACACACACACACUUCUCAUCCUCCUUGCAGCGACGUCGUGGGUGAGAGGGAGAGGCCUGGAUCCAGCACAGCAGCUGCCAGUAUUCCAGCCCAUCACAGGCACUGCAGCGCCUUUUGUCUUCCCCAGCUUCCCUACGUUCUCUCCAGUCGUCCAUGAUGCUCCGUUGAAGCAACGCUCCACUUCCCAUGAGAACUUCCAGCCGAAUGAAAAUCCUUCCUUUAUUAGCAUAAAUAACACAAAGCAAGAGCCUAAUGUUUCACAUCCAUUACAGGAUCCCCCUUCGGGUGUUCCGCUUCCAAUUAAUGUACCACAGGAGGGUGUUCCGAGUACCUCCAAACCUUCACCCUCCUCAACGGAUGGGUUUAACUUUCCUGACCCUCCCUCAGCGUCUUCCGAGCCUACUUCAGCCCCUAUUGCUGGAGAAAAUCUUCCGAGUGCAGGAAAGAAUGGCGCCAGUGGAGACGUCUUCAGCCCAGAGAGUCACAGAUCAUUGUCCGGACCACUACCAAAGACCACCGACCAGGAUGACACGAGUCUUCCUCUAUCUGUCACAGAGUCCCCUCAAGUUAUCUUCGCCACAGAAACCUCUCAAUCAUCGAUUUCUACAACCUCAGCAACACCACCAACUACAAGCAUUCCUGAGGCUUCUGAAACUUCAACAGAGUCGUCAACUCCAACAACGCCAACUUCCAUAACAAUAACAGAACAGGAAGUUGAUAACAAUACAUUUGCUUCAUCUUCAAGAAUGGAAGAAUUACGAACACUUACUACAACUGAAGUGGCAACAACAACAACUACUGUUCCUACUACGGCUACGCCAUCUACUACAACUAACUCACCCGGAACAUUCAGAAAGAAAGAUGCAGCUCUUCCGACUUUCGUCGGGAGAAGCGAUGGCCGCUCAGGUCUACCACCUUCAGUAGGCUCCCGUGGAUCCUUAGCUUCCCGUCUCAAAAUGUUUACAGCAGGCCGGAGCAGCCCAGGGACUAACCAAGAGAGACAGAAGCCAGUUGCCAGAGAAGCGCUUGAUGCCAGAAGUGCGCCCCAAGAACGACCAUCACUAAGUUUGGCAGAAAUUCUCAAGGCACGUCAGGCUAAAGGGGAAAGUAGCUCUUCACGCACUAAUAAGCCCGUACGAGAGACACCAAUUCCAAGGGCUUUUGUGAAGAAAAUUCAGGAGUCCAUCCCUACGAGUCAGCAAGCAGAGGCUAGAAGUGACCAGGAAGAUUAUGAUUUUCCCCAGGAAAACCUAGGACAAAGCAACUUACCACCAUCACCUCCAGCACUAAUUUCGUCUGCCGCAACUAGGGCUCCAGCAUUGUCUGCUUCCCUCUCUGGAAAUCUCCAACGAAAGAGUAGGCCUCAGCCUGAUUCUCAUACACAGUCUUUCAUGGAGCGACUUCAAAAACUGCGAGAAAGGCGCUUAAAAUCAACCUCCACCACCACACUACCUCGUCGACCCUCCUCUGAGAAAUCAGACAACCCUUCUCUUCAGCAAGACACUGAUGAUUUAAAAAGUUUGAGACAAGAAUCUACUACGAGAACCUUGAAUACUCGCACAAAACCUGGACAGAGGAGGCCAAACAACAACUUACACAACAGACUAAGAAAUCGUCCCCGUGCACCCGCUACGAAGAGUACCCAAGAAGGUAAUGAUCGCAUACUCGCUCCCAGUCCAUUCACCAACCCCAUCACGAAGGAUACAGAGGAAGGUAAAAGUCUCACAGUCACUCCCAGUGUACUUACUGUGAAUGGUACCCAGGAAGGUAAUAGUAGCGCUAUCACGUCCCAUGGACUUACCAACCACAAUGAGACGGGUAGCCAGGAAAGCAACAAGACAUCUCCACAGAGACCACCCGCUCCCUUCACUACCAAAGCUCCAGCAAGACGCGUUCAGAUUACCACAGAAAGACCUCUCACGUUUAGAGAAAGAUUCAAUGAAUUCAGAAAGACAAACAGAUUUAUACCAAAGAGUAAAAGAUUAUUAUCAACAACAUCCACUACACCGGUGACCAGGACAAGGAAAGUCCUUAGAAAGACUCAAGAGCGUGACUUUGAUUAUUUUACUGAAUUCAACCCAGUUACACCGUCGGUUACUGAGUAUACCCCAGUUACACCUGCAGUUACUGAGUAUACUCCUGUUACACAAGGGAGUGCAGAGAACAUCCCUGUUACACAAACAUUCACUGAUACAGUAGCCUUGUCGAAAGUGCAGCAAAUCCGUGAGAGGAUUGCUGCGAUGUUAAGUGCCAGGGGUCUGUCAAAAAUCACUACCACUCAGGAAGUGUUUUCAAUUUUGGAGGAAGUGACAGACAAGCCAUUGUUCAGUGGACCGACAGACUCAUCAUUACAGACACCUGUUGAUUUUGGUGUCACCUCCAACCCGAUUAUUUCCGUCGACGCUGCAGAUGGAGAAAGUGGCUCUACAGAGAUUCCUCUCGACGAGCUCUUGCUAACAAUCAUACAGACAAUAAGCAGCGUAGAACUACCACCAACUACCCCGGUGUACAGCUCGUCUGAAGAUACUAGUCCUUCCUCAUUGUCCUUCCAAGACCCAAUCUCAAAUUUCCUCGCUGCCACACAGCUUAGUACAACUUUAGAGCCCGUUCAAGUAUUGUCCGUGUCAGCGAGUGCCACCUGGAAUGACACUACGUUAUCCACAGCACAGCAAGCAAUCACAGUUUCUGAAGACAAGAAUGAUUUUGACAAUAUAACGACUGUUUCGCGCCAGACACCAGAAGUCUCAAGAGAAACACUGGAGCAAGAAGCAGCAUCAGAUCUAACUAGUCCUGCGCAUGGAGUGGAAGACAGAGAGCAAAAACUCACCCAUUUCCUCGAAGACAAUGGAGGCACAACUUCUGCAAGAGCUCUCACAACACCAACAGAAGCACCAACAACAACGUCGACAAUAUCAACAAUAACAACAACAACAGAAGUAACAAGGACAACAGUAACAAUACCAACAAUCACAACAACAGAAGAAACGGUAUCAACAACGAUAAGAGAGACUCCAGAGGAUACCUCUGAGAAUUCUGGCAUCCAGGAUCUGGUCUCGAAGAUGGUCUCUCAGGGAGUCAUCACAAAGAUCAUACGUGAUGAUGUAUCACCACAAUUAAGUGAAACGAAAAUACAAACAGAGAACCAGACAACAAGAGGUUUAACUGAAGCUUCUAUAGUAGCAAGCACUCCAGAAGAACACAAGAGAGCUUCUUCAGAAAAACAAGGGCUAACCACUCCGGAAGAACCAAUAGAAACCCCUCCAGGAGAACCAAUAAAAACCACUCUGGAAGAACCAAUAAAAACCACUCCAGAAGAUAUAAUAAAAACGACUCCGGAAGAACCAAUAGAAACCACUCCGAAACAAAUAAUAAAAAUCACUCCAGAAGAACCAAUAAAAACUUCUGAAAAAUUGGUAAUAACCACUCAAGAAGAACCUUCAAUAACUUCUCCAGCAGAACAAGAACCAGUAACUCCAAAGGAGAAAGAAAUAAGCAUGCCAGACGAACGAGGAAUAAUCACAAAGGAAAAACAGUUGAAAAUCACUCCUAAAGAACAAGAAAUAACUGUGAGAGAAGAACAAGCUAUAAUAACUCCAGGAGAACAUGUACUAUCACAGUCGAGAACAUCAUCUGAAGUUCUAGCCAACGAAAACAAUGAAAAGAGGAAAAUGUUCAAUGAUGGUUCAACCUUCAGCUCUGAUGUGCGUGGCCACACUGAUGCUGGUUCAUCUCUCAGCUCUGAUGUGCGUGGCCACACUGAUGCUGGUUCAUCUCUCAGUUCUGAUGUGCGUGGCCACACUGAUGCUGGUUCAUCUCUCAGCUCUGAUGUGCGUGGCCACACUGAUGCUGGUUCAUCUCUCAGCUCUGAUGUGCAUGGCCACACUGAUGCUGGUUCAUCUCUCAGCUCUGAUGUGCGUGGCCACACUGAUGCUGGUUCAUCACUCAGCUCUGAUGUGCGUAGCCACACUGAUGAUGGUUCAUCUCUCAGCUCUGAUGUGCGUAGCCACACUGAUGAUGGUUCAUCUCUCAGCUCUGAUGUGCGUAGCCACACUGAUGAUGGUUCAUCUCUCAGCUCUGAUGUGCGUGGCCACACUGAUGCUGGUUCAUCUCUCAGCUCUGAUGUGCGUGGCCACACUGAUGCUGGUUUAUCUCUCAGCUCUGAUGUGCCUAGCCACACUGAUGAUGGUUCAUCUCUCAGCUCUGAUUCUCUGAUGUGCCUAGCCACACUGAUGAUGGUUCAUCUCUCUCAGCGUCUGAUGGUUCCCUAUGCCACCACUGAUGAUGGUUCAUCUCUCAGCUCUGAUGUGCGUGGCCACACUGAUGAUGGUUCACCUCUCAGCUUUGAUGUGCGUAGCCACACUGAUGAUGGUUCAUCUCUCAGCUCUGUUGUGCGUAGCCACACUGAUGAUGGUUCAUCUCUCAGCUCUGUUGUGCGUGGCCACGCUGAUGCUGGUUCAACUUUCAACUUUGACAUGCGUGGCCACACUGAUGCUGGUUCACUUCUCAGCUCUGAUGUACGUGGCCACACUGAUGCUGGUUCAACCAUCAGCUCUGGCGUGCAUGGCCACACUGAUGCUGGUUCAUCUCUCAGCUCUGAUGUGCGUGGCCACACUGAUGCUGGCUCGCUUCCCAGCUCUGUUGUACGUGGCCACACUGAUGCUGGUUCAACCUUCAUCUCUGACGUGCGUGACCACACUGAUGCUGGUUCAUCUUUCAGCUCUGAUGUGCGUGGCCUCAUUGAUUCUGGCUCAACCUUUAGCUCUGAUGUGCCUGCCCACACUGAUGAUGGUUCAUCUCUCAACUCUGAUGUGCGUAGCCACACUGAUGCUGGUUCAACCUUAAGCUCUGAUGUACAUGGAAAAAGUGAUGCUGGUUCAAUCUUCAUCUCUGAUGUGCGUGGCCACACGGAUGCUGGUUCAACCUUCAGCUUUGAUGUACGUGGCCACACGGAUGCUGGUUCAACCUUCAGCUCUGAUGUAGGUGGCCACACGGAUGCUGGUUCAAGCUUCAGCUCUGAUGUGCGUGGCCACACGGAUGCUGGUUCAAGCUUCAGCUCUGAUGUGCGCGGCCACACGGAUGCUGGUUCAACCUUCAGCUCUGAUGUGCGUGGCCACAAUGAUGCUGGUUCAACGUUCAGCUCUGAUGUGCGUGGCCACACUGAUGAUAGUUCAGCUCUCGGCUCCGAUGUGCGUGGCCACACUGAUGAUGGUUCAACGUUCAGCUCUGACGUGCGUGGCCACACUGAUGAUGGUUCAACGUUCAGCUCUGAUGUGCGCGGCCACACUGAUGAUGGUUUAAUCUUCAGCUCUGAUGUGCGUGGCCACACUGAUGAUAGUUCAGCUCUCGGCUCCGAUGUGCGUGGCCACACUGAUGAUGGUUCAUCUCUUGGCUCUGAUGUGCGUGGCCACACUGUUGAUGGUUCAUCUCUCGGCUCUAAUGUGCGUGGCCACACUGAUGAUGGCUCCUUUUUCAGCUCCGAUGUACGUGGCCGCACUGAUGCUGGUUCAUCUUUCAGCUCUGAUGUGCGUGGCCACACUGAUGAUGGUUCUUCUCUCAACUCUGAUGUGCGUAGCCACACUGAUGCUGGUUCAAUCUUCAGUUCUGAUGUGCGUAGCCACACUGAUGCUGGUUCAACCUUCAGCUUUGAUGUACGUGGCCACACUGAUGCUGGUUCAAGCUUCAGCUCUGAUGUGCGUGGCCACACUGAUGCUGGUUCAACCUUCAGCUCUGAUGUACGUGGCCACACUGAUGCUGGUUCAAUCUUCAGCUCUGAUGUGCGUGGCCACACGGAUGCUGGUUCAAGCUUCAGCUCUGAUGUGCGUGGCCACAUGGAUGCUGGUUCAUCCUUCAGCUCUGAUGUGCGUGGCCACACGGAUGCUGGUUCAAGCUUCAGCUCUGAUGUGCGCGGCCACACGGAUGCUGGUUCAACCUUCAGCUCUGAUGUGCGUGGCCACAAUGAUGCUGGUUCAACCUUCAGCUCUGAUGUGCGCGGCCACACUGAUGAUGGUUCAACGUUCAGCUCUGAUGUGCGUGGCCACACUGAUGAUAGUUCAGCUCUCGGCUCCGAUGUGCGUGGCCACACUGAUGAUGGUUCAAUGUUGAGCUCUGACGUGCGUGGCCACACUGAUGAUGGUUCAACGUUCAGCUCUGAUGUGCGUGGCCACACUGAUGAUAGUUCAGCUCUCGGCUCCGAUGUGCGUGGCCACACUGAUGAUGGUUCAUCUCUCGCCUCUGAUGUGCGUGGCCACACUGAUGAUGGUUCAACGUUCAGCUCUGAUGUGCGUGGCCACACUGAUGAUAGUUCAGCUCUCGGCUCCGAUGUGCGUGGCCACACUGAUGAUGGUUCAUCUCUCGCCUCUGAUGUGCGUAGCCACACUGAUGAUGGCUCGUCUCUCAGCCCUGAUGUGCGUGGCCACACAGAUGUUGGUUUAUCUCUUGGCUCUGUUGUGCGCGGCCACACUGAUCAUGGUUCACCUCUCAGCUCUGAUGUACGUGGCCACACUGAUGAUGGUUCAUCUUUCAGCUCUGAUGUGCGUGACCACACUGAUGAUGGUUCACCUCUCAACUCUGAUGUGCGUGGCCACACUGAUGAUGGUUCACCUCUCAACUCUGAUGUGCGAGGCCACAUUGAUGAUGAUUUAACCUUCAGCUCUGAUACCCGUGGCCGCGAAGUCACAUUAACGUCUUGGGUUGAAUCCGCUUCCCAAUUUCCACCAACAACACCAGUAACGACAUCGGAAGUACCUUUGCAUUUCAGGAUCCCUGUCUGGCCCAGCAGGACGAUUGAUGAACCUACCCUAGAGUCUCCAGUGUUUCCUUUCUCAAGUAACCCUCUGGUAUCUCCGGUGAAGGUAAUUGACACUGCCGAGGUGGUCCAUGACACGUCAACCACAACACCAGUAACAACCACAACUCCAGCAACAACCACAACACCAGCAACAACCAAAACACCAAUAACAACCACAACUCCAGCAACAACCACAACUCCAGCAACAACCACAACACCAGCAACAACCACAACACCAGCAACAGCCACAACACCAGCAACAACCACAACACCAGCAACCACCACAACAACAGCAACAGCCACAACACCAGCAACAACCACAACACCAGCAACAACCACAACACCAGCAACAACCACAACACCAGCAACAACCACAAUACCAGCAACAACCACAACAGCAGCAACCACAACACCAACAGCAAACACAGCACCAGCAGCAAACACAGCACCGGAAACUACCACAACACCAGCACCAACCACAACUCCUGAGUCAACCACAACUCCUGUGACUCAAAACCAAGAUGUCACUUUGCUUAUUUCGGAUUACUUUGAGACCCCUAACUCACUUAAUGCCACAGAAGCACGUACACUGCCUGCGGGUGCAUCAGGGGAUGAAAACGAGGUUGAUGUUAUUGACUCCAUGGAUAAUUUUGAAAUGUUGUUGCGUAGCUUUGAUAUAACAUCAACGCGCCCUGAAUUUGCAACCUUAAACCACGUUCUUGGCAUCAGCUUGACCACGACAACAGAGCAAGCAGAGCCUCUGGAGAAUGAACUUGAGAAGCCUGAGCCAUCACAGGAUUUCUUCUACGAUGAUCUGGAGCCAGCAGCCACUGAACAGGUCAUCUUCACCACCAGUCUUCAGAUGCCUUCAGUCUUGGAUGGUCGAGAAGAGAUGGUGGCCGAGUCCACUACUAAUGUGGUAGACAUGGCAGCUGCAGAGGAAGAUCUUGUACCAACUGUGGUUAACAUGGAUGUGGCGUCCCUCACUGUGUCUGAGCCCUCGUCGAGGCUGCACAACGUUGCUCAUGUUAAAGAGACCUCCAGUAUGGCCGACAGUACUGCUUCAGAAAAGAGAGAACAGUCAGUAACUGAUGAGGUUAUAUUGGAGACUAUUAGUAAUAUUCCACAGUCACCUGCCACGCCAGGUGUCAGUAAUAACGAAGAUGUUUCCUCAGACAAUGCUGUCAUCAGUACUGCUAGAGAACAGUUGUUAUCGCCAGCUCCCAGACAGCUGUCCAUUUUCCAACAUAAUCUUUCCAAUGGGUCACAAGACCAAACCAAAGAUGAUUCGGAUAUUAAUAUUGCUCUUCCAAAUUUAAUGCGAAAUGUAUCCCAUGACAUUGUCAACAGCACCUCUUCGGAAUUUUCGGCAAGUGUCUCCAGAGCUGCAGCGAGAGAGAAACUACAUCUACAGCGGCUCAUGCGAGAUCGUGAAAGAGGUCUUGGGGGACCAACGUCCAGACCAAACCUCUCUCCGCGGAGAAGUAGCGUGGUUCCUCUUGAAAAGUUAAGAAGCACAUCAGAAAAUCCUACAACAGCGAUAUCCAACGACAGACUGAGCCUCAGUGAACUUAUCAGUCUACGAAAUUCAAAAGAAAAGACUACUCAAACUCCUACAACAACAACUAUGCCACUUGCGCCAACAGCGACAACUACUACAACUGUAGUUCCAACAACCUUUCGUAGAGCGUUUAUUUCACAGGACACCAUUAAGCAGCGUCCUUCAGACAAUACAAGUACCACUACUCAGGCUACCACACAAGCUGAAAAACCCUCGACAACCUCAACCAAUGGCGAUAACUCAGAAACAAAGACUUCCAAUAAAGCUUUAUUGAAAUUCUUGGCACUGAAUAGACAGAAACUGAGGGCACUGGCUGCAAGGAAAAACAAUGCUACAGCAGUGACAGAAGGAGCUACUCAGACAACCACAGGGCAAAGCUUUACUACUGAUAUACCAGAAACGAGUACUGAGCUUUUUUCUGCAACACCAAGUGGAUUUAAUAAUUUUACACGCGGAGUAAAACCUCAACACAGAGCUCCAGGGGAAGUGGAAACAAAAAUAUCUGAAGUGACUCAACCAGAACCAGCAGUAAGUCCAGUCACUCCAGACAUCACAAAAUCACAAAUAUUGAGUGGAACCCGACCAUCUUCUUUUUUGAGACCUGUUCCUUCACCCAGACCUUUCAGCGUGGCUUUUAAUGAGCAUUUCGCACAUGGCGAUGGACUGCCAUUCACCGAGCAACACGAAGAAGCUUUCUCCCAGGGUUCUAAUCCUGUCAAUAGGUUCAUAAGUCUCCCUCCAAGGUUUAUCAUCCCUCAAAACAAUCGCUCACAAGUUUCUCCAACUUUUCUUACAAGACGUACUCGACCUCCCACGAGAUUUUCUAAUAAUCAGUCUCCACAAGAAUCUCCUCGGCGACUCCACGUCCCUCUCUCUCCUACACCUCGCCCAACAUUGAUCAAGGAAGUAAAAACAGGACAAGGUGACGUGAUCAGACAUCCAUUGCACUUAACAGACUCAAAUGCAAGAGAAAGAACCACACUCAACACCCAGUCGCAUAAUGCUGACGAUACUAACAAAAGGAGAAUCACAAAGUUUUUCCUAAAACAACAGCAGCAGCAACAGCAAGAACAACAACAAGACAUUGAAGUCACAACAGCUGAUUUUAUGGAUGAAGAUGAAAUCACUACCUUGACAUCUCUUCUAAGUAAACAGAAAGUUAAUCGAAGCAGACUUAAUUUCGAUGAAAGAAUAACUACCCCCACAUCCUCAACAACGACCACUGAUAUUCCAGAAUUAACAACACAAUUAGUUGAUGAUAAUUUUAGGCCAGUCACAACUUCAAGCGACGUUGAGAGUACUUCUUCACCAGACUUUGAAGAAACAUCAUUUUUUCCAGAUCUUGAUGAAACUACCAAAAGCUUGAUUGACAGCACCUUAACUUUUCAGUCAGGUAAGACGACCAUACCAUCAGCUGAAGACAUGACUUCAGCUCAUGUUCCACCUUUUAAUUUCAUGGGUAAACAGAAAGCAGAAUUUCCUACCAUCUCGGCUCCUAAAGCGUUCCCAACUACCCGACAAUCAGGACAUCUCCCCAGGCUGCCACAUCAGGAGGUGAGACUUUUCCAUCACUUUCCCACUUCCAAAUCGAGAAGUAGACCUUCUACUUUCAUCGACUCCGAGACAACAAUUCCUCCAGUCACCCCUCUGCUGGAACUGGAAUCUCUGGAUCCGCCAAGGACAUUCCCAACUGUUGAGGCUGGCAGUUUCCAGACAUCAGCAACAACGAUCUCUCCUAUUUUUUCCCCUACGAUUUCUACUGAACUGCAAACUGAAACGACACUUUCACCCAAACCUGAGCUUGACUUAAGUUCAUUGCCAUCUCCAACGUUCAUUUUCAGACCUGAAAUAAAAUCAGAAAACUCUUCUGUAACAUUACGACAAUCUCAACCACCCUUUACUACAGCGAGGCCCACAGACAUCUUCAUGAAUCAAGAAAGUUUCUCCCUACAACGCCCACCUGUGGACAACAGGAAACCCCAGCUGAGUUCAAGAGGCAGGCCUGAAAUAUCAUCUGUGAUAACCGAUCAUAGCGAAGCUUUUUUCUCAGAAGAAGACCCUCCUUGCCAUUUAUGUUCGGGACACCAGCCAGAUACGACAACUCUGCCGCCACCCACAUCUGAAAAUCCGCUCACCACAACGCUCCCUAGUAUCGUAUCACCCAAGAUUAUACUCCUACUACCUGUAGGGAAUUCAACGAUUUUCUCGGGGAGCUCCAUUCCCAUUUCAAGCAUUCUCAGUAAGCUUCCACCAAUUGCUAACCUAAGUGACAAUAAAGAAGCAUCGUUGCAGCAGAAAUCAAUGCUCGCGUCCAACAAAGAUGCCGUUAGUCAAGAUUUCGGCUUAAGCGAUGUCAUCACUGCUGCUCCAGUAUCGAAGGAGCUGCAGCAAGUUGCUUCAGAAGGAAGAGUUCUCAGCAGGGACUCGCUAGUUCCACCACCUCCCCUGAAGCACAUGAUAACUAAGGGCGUGACUAUCACGUCAGAGGAAGGCAUCAUAUCCAGAGAUGUACUCUCUACGCAAUCAGUGCAGGAGCAACAACAGCAACAGGAAACCCCAUCACAGCAGCAGCAGAGCUUGAAACAGCCUCAAGAAGGCCUACAGGUAAGACAGCACAGCUUCCACGUGAACCCUCAAAACCCCAAGGAAACACAACAAAAUCUACAACAAACACAACAAAUCUUUCAAGAAACACCUCACAGUAUUCCUGUAACACAGCAAAACGUUCGAGUAACACAGCCUAACCUCCAAGAAACACUGCCAAAACACCAAAUAACACAUCCUGAUCUUCACAGAACACAAAACAAUGUCCACAUAACAAAGCAUCUGAGUACACCGGGGCAAGAUAGGUUCCAGCAGGGACAGCAGAACUCCCAGGAGGCACAAAAGAAACUACAAAAUGGUGAACAUAUAAACAUCCAGCUAGGAGGACUUCAGAGCCUUCCACCAGGACGUCAAGCUCCCCAGCAAGAGCACCAUAAUCUCGAGCAAAGAAAGCAUCAGAGCCUACAAGGACAUCAAAAUCUCCAGCAAAAAUUUCAUCAGAGCCUCCAGCAAGGACGUAACUUCCAACGUGGAAAUCUUCCGAUUCUCCAGCAAGGACAUAGCUUACAGAGAGGACGUCAGAAUCGCCAGAGACAACGAAACCAGCAACAAGGGCAGCAUAUCACUCAAGGACACCAGAUUCUUCCUAAUGAAAAGAAGGACCCCCGACAAGACAAUCAAAACUUGAAAAAUUUCACUGGGCAGCAACGUUCUUUGCUGGAUGAGGGCCAAAACCUCCAGAUGGUGCAGAAAAGCCUCAAAGACGGCCAGACGACAUUCCAGCAAGGACAACAAAGAUUGCAGCACAAUAUCCAGAUCGUCAGCGGUGAACAUACUUUCCAGAAAGGCCAACAGACACUCAGCCAUAGAGAGCAGAAUUCCCAAGUGCUGCAAAUGAAUCAGGGCAACCAGGGCUUCCAUAAUGGUCAACAGAUUUCCCAGAAUAGUCAACAGAGCUCCCAAGAUGAUCAACAGAGCACCCAGAAUGGUCAACAGAGCUCCCAGAAUGGUCAGCAAAGUUUCCAGAAUGGUCAACGGGACUUCCAUAAUAGUCAACAGGGCUUCCAGAAUGCUCAACAGAGCUUCCAGAAUGAUCAACAGAGCUCCCAGAAUGAACAACUUCACGGUCGACAAAAUUUCCAGGAAAAUCAGAAUUUUCUGAAUGGUCAGCAAAACUUCCAGGAUGGUCAUCGUGGACGGCAGACCAUUCAAGGUGAACAACAAAUCAUUCAAGAUGGACAGCAGAGUCAUCGAAGAGGGCAACAGAGUAACCGUAAGGAAGAUCACAGAAACACCAGGAGGAAACAGAGCAACAGCAGGGGAGAACAGCGCAGCAGCAGAAGAGAGCAGAGCAUCAGUAGAGGAGAACAAAACAGCAAUGGAGGCGAGCAGAACAGCCGCCAAGAGAAACAGAGAACCUCCGGAGCUCAACACCAUCUCAGUGUAGUCCAGCAACACCUCCCUGGGGCCCAGCAACACCUUACUGGGGCCCAGCAACACCCUCCUGGGGCCCAGCAGCACCUUCCUGGGGCUCGGCAGCACCUUCCUGGGGCUCGGCAGCACCCUGCCCGACGCCGACCGACUGCAACAUCACAUCGUUCGGGGUCGGGAGGUGGCGUGGGUCACUUCGUCAACAAAGCCGCCAGCUUUCUGAUUGGCCCGGCUGACACCGUCAUCUCCGGUUCAGUUGGUGGCACUAAGAAUGACUUUCCUGGCGGCGUGGCCAGCAAAGACCCCUCUACCCAUUCCUUUACGUCGCCUCAGGUUGCGGCAGCAGGUGUCUCAGGCGGCUCAAGAAGCGGAGGAGAGCCUGUAGAAGACGACCCAGACGGAGACAAGAUACCGGGAAUGGGUGGCGUAGAUUACCCUGUCCUGACCACCAUACCAGUGACCGGGUUCCUCUGCACGCCCAGGAUGUUUAAGAGUGGCAAGAUGUUCGCCGAUCCUGAGACCUCCUGCCAGGUGUACCACAUAUGCAGCGGACACCAGAAAUUCUCCUUCCUGUGUCCUCGAGGAACCAUCUUCCACCAGAACACACACGUCUGUCAGUGGUGGUUCACCGUGGACUGCGAGCAACAGGCGAGGAAGCUGGCUGAGUUCCAGGCACUCGCUGACAGCUGAAGCUGUGGUCCACUAAGCUGUACACUAAUCAAGAUUCCAGUGUGGGAAGGUUAUUCACUCCCCGUAGCAUGGGACGACCCUCUUAGUCCUCUCGAAUGUGAGCGUUAAGCAAACAGACAGAGAUAAACAUAUUCUCAAUGUGAAGAGGGAGAAGUGUAAGUGUGUGUGUGUGUGUGUGUGUGUGUGUGUGUGUGUGUGUGUGUG
Cherax quadricarinatus is the source of this 13550-nucleotide messenger RNA. The record is from RefSeq and is a predicted model, not a curated record. Lineage: Eukaryota; Metazoa; Arthropoda; Malacostraca; Decapoda; Parastacidae.